AUGUCAUCAUCAUUAUUUAAAUCAUUUCAUUUUGCUUUCUUCCCAACUAUGAGUGUUGCUCCUCAAGAGAACACUGGAGGUGCUGCUGCUCCUUCUGCACCAAAGGGAAGCAAAACAACCACCAAGAUUGUCAUUGUUGGUGGAGGUGCUGGUGGUUUGUCAACUGCUUCAAUGCUUCAAAGAAAGUUCCAAUCCAAUGGUGAUAUUGUCAUUGUUGUAAGUGUUAAUCGAUCAAUCAAUGAUAAAGUUGACAAAGACAAAUCGCUCAAAUUUGAAAAUGAACCAUCAGAUAAACAUUAUUAUCAACCAUUGUGGACUUUGGUCGGUGGUGGUAUCUUCACAAAGGAUGCCAGUCAGAGAAAUGAGAAGGAUUUGAUUCCACAGGGAACUACAUGGGAGAAGGACGGUGUCGCAACUUUCAAGCCCGAUGAGAAUCUCGUUGUCACAAAGCAAGGAAAAACACUGAACUACGAUUACUUGAUUGUCGCCACCGGUAUCACCAUGUACUGGGACCGUAUUCGCGGUCUGAAGGAGACGCUCGGAAAGAACGGUGUCACCUCGAACUACUCGUUCGACUCGGUCGAUAAGACCUUUGAAUUCAUCAAGGGACUCAAGUCGGGAACGGCCAUCUUCACCUUCCCCAACACUCCAAUCAAGUGCGGUGGUGCUCCACAGAAAAUCUUGUGGUUGGCCGACUCCUACUUCCGCGACCACAACGUUCGCGACAAGAUCAACAUCAAUUUCAACACUGCCGGUGUCUCGAUGUUUGCCGUCAAGAAGUAUUCCGACGCUCUCGACCAGAUGGCAGUGGAGCGCGACGUCACCAGAAACUACAAGUACAAUCUGAUAGAAGUCAACGGUGAGAAGAAAGAAGCGGUCUUUGAGACACCCGAGGGCAACAAGACCGUGCAAUUCGACAUGCUCCACGUCGUUCCACCGAUGGGACCGAUCCCAGAGGUAAAGAGCUCGCCACUCGCCGAUCCAACCACCGGUUACGUCACCGUCAACAAAGAGACACUGCAACACACCAAAUAUCCAAAUGUUUUCGCACUUGGCGACUGCAGCAAUCUACCGACCUCCAAGACGGCGGCAGCCAUCACCAAGCAGGCACCAUGUCUCGUCGCCAAUCUCAUCAGUCACAAGAAUGGACAGCCACUCGAGGCCAAGUACGACGGUUACACCUCAUGUCCAAUUACAACCAGUUACAAAGAGAUCAUGUUGGCCGAAUUCAAAUAUGACAACGUCGUCGCAGAGUCAUUCCCAUUCGACCAAUCAAAGCCAUCGAGAUUCGCAAUGCUCCUCAAGAAACACGUUUUCCCAACUGCCUAUUGGCAUGGUGUACUCAAUGGACGUUGGUUCGGUCCACGUGCUGUCUUUAACCCAUACACUUGUGCAGAUGUAAAACAACAAUAA
Molecule: messenger RNA, 1413 nt
Organism: Heterostelium album PN500
Lineage: Eukaryota; Evosea; Eumycetozoa; Acytosteliales; Acytosteliaceae
Gene: sqrdl
Product: NAD(P)/FAD-dependent oxidoreductase
Exons: 2
Coding region: 1-1413 (470 amino acids)
Molecular function (GO): FAD binding; sulfide:quinone oxidoreductase activity
Source: RefSeq, a predicted model, not a curated record